This is a messenger RNA of Pelobates cultripes (western spadefoot toad), 38230 nucleotides long. The record is from the annotation of a GenBank genome assembly. NCBI's taxonomy places the organism in Eukaryota, Metazoa, Chordata, Amphibia, Anura, Pelobatidae.
CAGCUGUCAGCUCCAGUCAGCAGAUAGACGGACAGGGCUGCAAGCAGAGAGACAGUGAGACCUACUGGCUUCCCUUAGUGGGCAGCUAGAGACCCCCUGCACUGGUCACUAUGGUAACCUGCCUAUCUGCCAGCAUCAGGAAGUGCCCUGGACUUGGGUUGUUUUGAGAAAAGUCUCUCCAUUACCUGUCCACAUGAUCAGAGCUGCUCUCCCAUUGGCCAGCGCUGGUGUGCACUCAGGUUUCCUGUGAGCUGAUUGGCUGCCUUCUUGUGAUCACGACUAUUUGCAUGCAUGCCUUUCUCACAGUGUGGGUGACAGGUAGCAUUGGAUCACUUGCAAGCUGCAGAGUGGUCAGAAUUGUUGCUUUAUCUAUUGCUGGCUUUUAUAUAAUGCCAACAUAUUCCGCAGCGCUGUACAAUUGGGACGAUUUGACUUUACAAGAUUAGGCAUCCUCUGUACAGGAUUACUGUGACCAUAACUGAUUGCAAGGCCUGGCUAAAGCGUGGGUUGUGAAAGGCGGUGCUUUUUCUUUCUUUUUUUUUUUUUUUUAAUAUUUUUAAGUGGUGGUCAGGGACCGUAAGAUUCAACUAUCAGAGCUGAUGUCCUCAUUUUGGCUGUAUUCGAACAAAUUGCCAGAACUCUGGUGCUUGUGGAGUGCCGCACGUUGUGUAUUGUUCGAAAUACCUGUGCUAUGAAGUAUUUGUUGGUAUAGACGUAAGACGUGUUGGCUCUGGGGUUCUGACCCCCCUCCCUUUUUGCUCAUGCCAAUAUGGGUGAGGACAUUAAAAUGGGGAUUGUGUUUGAAAAUGAAGGUAAAAAUGGUUACGGUGAAGGAGAGACGGUAACCGGACAGGUGCUACUGGAACUGACGAAGGCUAUUAGAGUAUUACGUUUACGUGUACAGGCCCAUGGCGGAGCCUAUGUUUCCUUUAAAUCUGGAAGAGGAGUGGAAACAGCCCAAGAACCGCCAACCUCAGAGCUCACUGAGUAUCUGAAUGAGGAGUGCACUUUACUGACUGAAAUGGCAGGUGAGGUGCCUAUAUGAGCAUUGUUAGUUGCUUGUUAAUAAUCUUACAUGAUCCUCUAUGUUGUGAAAUCAGAGUAAUGAGUACUUGUCACGUUUCAUUUUAUGUUGAGAAUUUAAAGGGACUUUCUACUCGCCACAACAACUUUAGCGUAACAAAGCGGUAUUGGUGUAUAGAUCUACUCUGCAGUCUCACUGCUUGAUUCUCUGCCAUUAAGGUGUUAAAUCACUUUGUUUAUAAAGCCCUUGCACAACUCUCUGCAUGUGACUUACACUGCCUUCCAACACGUCUUGAAUAAAAUUAUAGAAGGUUUCAACUUCCUUUAUUGCACAAUCGAAUUUAGAAUUUCUCCUCUCAUGCUCUGUUAAUAGCAUGCUAGACCCUAUAGGACACUCUGGUGUGUGCUUAAAGUUCAAUUAACAGAACAUGAGAAAAACAAUUUAAAGUAAAAACACAGUGAGUGAUUUAUUCAAGAUGUAAAGUAAAUAUUCCAAAUGGAAAAAUUGACUUUUGAUGCGUGGGAGCCUGUAUAAUUUAGCACUUUAGUGAAGUUCUACUGGACAGAACUCUUUAUUUUUAUUUUGUUUAUUCCCUCCUCCAGCCUCUCUUGAUGAAAACUCUAAAAGGAAAAUGUCAGUGAGCAAAGGUUACUGACCCUCCACUACCCUUAACUCAUCAGGUUACCAGUAUUCCCAAUCAGAUUAGACGGCCAACUGUUUUAUUUAGAAUGUACUAAAUGGAAACACAACAGUUCAGGCAAUAGUGAAAUUAAAGGGCACUCUGAACACCAUAACAAGACAGCUUAAAGGGACACUAUAGGCAUCCAGACCCCUUCAUCUCAUUGAAGUGGUUGGGGUGCAGUGCAUCUGUCCCCUUAACUCUGCAGCUGAAAACCUGGCAGUUUUGGAGAGAAUACAAUGUUUGCAUUGCAGGGUUACAGGAACACUAUAGAGUCAAGAGCACAAAUGUGUAUUAAUGACCCUAUAGUGUUAAAAUAACAAUAUGGCCCCACUGUGCCCCUCUAUAUUUAGCAAAAACCUUACAUUUGUUCUGCAGCUUCUGACUCUGCCCCGAUCUGCCUGGUUGACUGACAUCAUCAAAAGUGAGUCUUUCAGCCAAUCACAAUGCUAUCCCAUUGGAUUGGCUGAGACUAUCGGGUUAGAGCCAGCCCAUGCCAAACUCAGCCUUGGCAAAUCCGCAUAUCCUCAUAGAGAUGCAUUGUAUCAAUGCAACUCUAUAAGGAAUGUUCAGGGUCUCCAUGGAGAGAAGCACCUCUAGCAGCCAUCUUAGGAGUGGCCAGUGGAGGUAUCCCUAGGCUGUAAUGUAAAAAUAGCAUUUUCUCUGAAAAGCCAGUGUUUACUGCAAAAAGAUAACAUAAAGAGGUUAUGCCAAGUAACAAACUAUGUAAAUAGAUACUAGAAAAAUACUGCAAAUAUAUAAAAAAUAUGAGUCCAAAAACAGUGAUGAUAGUUAAAUAGCACAAUAAAAUAGCAGUGAAAAAAAAAGUCCCCACCCUCAGGGUCCCACUCCCGUGGCGCGGAAGGGGUUAAUCCCUUACCUUUUUUCCAGCGCCGGGCUCCCUCAGCGCUGGGACUCUCCUCCCUCUUCUGACGUCCCUGGCUGAAUGCGCAUGCACGCGCAUAGAGCCAGUCUCAUACGAAAGCAUUCUCAAUGCUUUCCUAUGGACAGCAGCGUCUUCUCACUGUGAAAUCACAGUGAGAAGCGCCUCUAGCGGCUGUCCAUGAGACAGCCACUAGAGGCUGGAUUAACCCAUAGGUAAACAUAGCAGUUUCUCUGAAACUGCUAUGUUUACAGCAAAAAGGGUUAAACCUAGCUGGACAUGGCACCCAGACCACUUCAUUAAGCUGAAGUGAUCUGGGUGCCUAUAGUGGUCCUUUAAGAACAAGGGCUGUUUUUACAUUUCUCAGUGUUUGUGUUUAGCUGUAAUUGUCCUCUUACUCGUUUAUUGUACCCCCACAUUAUUUUUAUAGGGACAUUGUGACACUGUUAACUGUCAUAAAUCUCUGAAUCACACUAGGGAUCGACCGAUUAUUGGCCGAUAUUCUGUUUUUUCAGCAAUAUCGGUAUCUGCUAAUAAAGAUACCGAUAAUGCAGACCACGGCUGCCAUCAGGGACCUGGGGGCCCUGGGGCGCCAAGCACACACUUACCUUCCCUGUCUAAAUCUCGCGAGUCCCGCGUCCAUCAGAGCGUUGCCAAGACAGUGGAGCAGCUGGGAAUGUAAAUUAGAGUGUUCUGGGCCCCCAGGACCGCCGUGAGACCCCCAGGGAAUGUCAUAUUUCCUCUCCCCUCCCCCCCUCCCUGGCCAGGUAAGAAGCAGGGAGGAGAGAAUAAAACUAAAUGUAAAUAAAAUAAAUAUUUUUUUUUAAAUAAGUUAAAGGGACACUAUAGUGUGAGGAAAACCCCUCCCGUGGUGCUGAAGGGGUUAAAACCCUUCAGUAGCUCACCUAAUUCCAGCGCCAGGCUCCCUUACCUCUCCUCACCCACCGACGGCAGCAUCCUCGUCCGACGUCACAGGAGCCGAAUGCACAUGCGCGGCAUUCAAAGUGUCCGUAGGAAAGCAUUUUUCAAUGCUUUCCUACGGACGCUCUGCAUGAUUGAGGCAUAAUAUGCCUCAAUCAUUGCAGAUGCGCCUCUAGUGGCUGUCUGAAAGACAGCCACUAGAGGCUGGCUUAACCCCAAAUGUAAACAUAGUAAUUUCUCUGAAACUGCUAUGUUUGCAUCUGAAGGGUUAAAAUUUGAGGGACCUGGCACCCAGACCACUUAAUUGAGCUGAAGUUGUCUGGGUGACUAUAGUGUCCCUUUAACAAAAUAAAAAUGACCCCUUACCAUUUUACACACAUUACAUACCUACACAAACACUCACUGCACAAAUACACACUGCAUUCAUUAUAUACACACACUGCACAAAUGCACACUGCAUUCAUUAUAUACACACACACUGCAUUCACUAUACAUCCACUACACAAACACACACACUGCAUUCACUAAUCAGAUACACUGCAUCCACUACACACACACACACACAUUCUUGAAAACAUAAAGAAUUCUGACUGGCAUGUAUAUUUUGUGCAUUUACCUUACUAAAAAAAGAUUUGCAAAAAAAUAAAUAAUUAACAUGUUCAGUUAACAGUAGAUUUGUGUAGAAAUAGUUUAUUUUUUUCAAAAUGGUAAAUGUACAUGGUAUCGGUAAGUUAUCGACUAUCUGCCUAAAAGUUCACAGGUUAUCGCUAUCGGCUCUGAAAAAUCAAUAUUGGUCGAUCCCUAAAUCACACCUCACAUGUACAUAUUUUUUUAAAGUAGAAUAUCCAGGGUAUUCAAUAUGGCGUAUGUCCAGUCUUUUUUAGUAGCCACUAAUUUAGCAUUUAUAUUUCUUUGUGUAAAAAAAAAAAAAAAAAAUGCAAAAAACAAUUAUGAAUGCUAACUUUGGCCAGUGUUUGUGACUAAGUGGCUACUAAAAAAGACUGAACAUACCCCAUUUGCCAUAGCUUGGGUUGUCUUCUUUUGCAAAUGGCAUGCCAUCAUGGGGGUAAUUCUCAUUCCAGGGCUACCAUACGCUCUCAAAGGCAACAUAACCAAUCUGGUAAAUUUCAAUGUCAAAAAACUUAAAAUCAAGCCUUAUUUUUGACCCAGUAACUUUCAAAAACACUAUAAUACCUGUACAUGGGGGUUACUGUUAUACUCAGGAGACUUCGCUGAACACAAAUGUUAGUGUUUCAAAACAGUAAAACAUGUCACAACAAUUAUAUAAUCAGUGAAAGUGCUGUUUGUGUGUGAAAAAUGCAAAAAAUUUCACUUUCACUGACUAUCAUCGCUGUGAUCUGUUUUACUGUUUUGAAACCCUAAUAUUUGUGUUCAGAUAUCAAAAUGCACUUAGAACAAAAGUGUGUGUGUGUGUGUGUGUGUGUGUAUAUAUAUAUAUAUAUAUAUAUAAUUAUAUCUCUUAAAGAAAGAUAGCACUCCAAGGACUUUGUAAUAAAGUUGAAAAAAACUUAGCUUUUAUUCAGGCAACUGCCACAGUGGAUCAGCGUUUCAGUUCUGUAUCAGAACUUUCGUUAUAAUAAAGGUGCAAAACAAAUAACCAGUUUUAAAUAACAAACCAUUCUAAUUAAUUACAUUGUAUACAGAUGUCACUUACCCUUUGCCCCGUUUAAUUGUCCAAGCUGAUGGCAGAAAAUCACGGGUGAAUUUGGCCCGUUUUCAGAAUAUUCAUCAGUUGUACUGUGAGCUACUGUGACCUGUAUGCGUUCCAGCAGUUACUGUGGAGAUCGGCUGGAACGCAAGAGGGCAUGGGGAUUGUUUGAGGGUUGUCAUAGCAACCCAAAGCGGCUGAGAAUGCCGGCGAUCGCUCACCAAAUAUAGAGGGUGCAGAGGGAUCAGUGUUGAAGAAAUGUCACAAAAAACACACAUGAUAAUUACAUAAAGAUAUAUACAUAUUUCUACCCUGAUGUUUGACUGUUAGGAGGUAUCAACUCCCUUCGUACACUUAGAUCUUGCAUCUGGCUUAAAAGACAAUUUGUCUCAAAUUGGUAGACAGGUGUAUGUAUGAAAUGUGUGGGAUAGGUAUAUAACCCUCUGAUCCCACGAUCAGAAGAUAGAAAUAUAGAUAUAUGUGGAUGUAGAUAUCCUGGAAGUCUUUAACUAGCUUAUAAAUUCUAAAGUAGCUUGUAUCUCAAUCUGAGUACAGGAGCUACCAAUCACAUAAUAGGCUCUAAAGUUAGUACUGUUCUAUAUUAAAAUAGUUGUAAUAGGUCUGGUAUGGAUACAGAUUGUAUACUUAAUAUGUAUUAUUCCAACUAGUACCCACAGGGUUAAAUGUCUAAACCAAUGUAAAUGUACUAGCCCAAAUGAUAACCCCUUGUGUUCUGGGACUUAAAGGGACAAGAUAGUCUCCUGAACAACUUCAGCUUAAUGAGGUUGUUCAGGCGAGAACUAUGGCUCCCUGUAGCCUUUCUCAUGUAAACACUGUAUUUUCUGAGAACACACGGUGUUUACAUUGAAAGCUAGGAACACCUCCAGUUGCAGUCACUCAGAAUGAACCAGAGGGACUUCGGAGUUGAUGGAGGCAUAAUAUGCCUCCAUCCACUCAGAUCUGCUGUCAGCAGAGCACAGGGCAGCACUGUGCACAGCAUCCUGUGAUUCAGUAUCUCCUCCCUCUGCAUGCAGACAUUGAACUUUCCUCAUAGAUUCAUUGAUUCAAUUCAUCUCUAUGAGGAGGUGCUGAUUGGCCAGGGAUGUGUUUGAAUCAUGCUGGCUCUGCCCCUUUGUCAGUCUCAGCCAAUCUUAUGGGGAAGCACUGUGAUUGGAUCAGGCUACCACAUAUCAGCAGACUGCUUGUUUUUCUGAGUAUAACAGCAUGCAGAUUUACAGCUUUAGGCUUGAAUAAAGUAAGAUUUUUACUAUAUUUAUGGAGGCAUGAGGGGCCCAGGGGGGCUAGAUGGUGGUGUUAACACUAUAGGGUCAGGAAUACAUGUUUGUGUUCCUGACCCUAUAGUGAUCCAUUAACUUGUACCCAGUUGUUUUGGUGAGUGUAAAUAGAAAUAUAUGUACCAGAUGGAUAAGUUGCCAGUAUGCCAAAUAAAUAUGCAAUGUAGGACUAGUAAAUACUUAUGGUCCUAUAGUUAAACAGGCUAUUUAUAAAUAUGUACAAUCAAUAGUAAGUAUUAAUAUCAACACAUGCAUCAAUAUGUUUAGAAGCAUGCUCAAAUAUAUAUUCUGAUUUCAUAUAUAGAAGGCGAAUGCCUGAAGUUGUGGGAAGGAUUUAAAGCCUAUAUAACCCUGUAAACCCCUUGCUUACCUGUCUUCGGAAAUUCCCCUUCCGGGUUGCACAGACCUCUGAUGUCAUUUCCGCCCCGACACAAGUAUGCGAUACACAGCGUUCGGCAAGUUCUAGUUUCAAUCGUAAGUAGUUUUGGCAAUACAAAGGUUUCACUAAAGUACCAAUUCGCCAGUUCCACUCACAUACACUACUGGCAUUUCAUUCGUAUGGGGCAUACUGAGUUAUAAAUUCAGGCAAACAUACUAAUAACGUUUCGGCUCAAACCGAUCGGGAAAAUCAUUCGUAUAUACUAUUUCGUUAAAAGCCUAUUCAUAUGUCACCACUGUUCGCAUAUCUAAUUUUCUUGAAUACUGGAACAUGAGUUUAUAUUCAUGUACUUUGUUCGGCUAAUCAUUCGUAUUAAAGUCACAUUUCGUGUAAUACAUGGGAUACAGCAAGCAAUGUUAAGCAUUUUGGCACCAAUAAUUCACAGGAAUUUACAGGUUAAUCUAGGUCUAUGUUAAUUACAAAUUCGCAAUUCUGUUAUUUUGUUUCAUUGAUACUAAGAUGUUAAGUCAUGGAAUUUACCUUUGAAAUCACUCUCCUUUCAAUUCUAGGGAUAACUUUCGGAAUACAUUACUUUCAAAUACGCUGAAUUACAUAAUUACGUUUCGGUUAGUAAUAAUUAUUUUCUUUAAGACUCUAUUUCACUCCUCUCUUCUACAUUCCUAAACUAGUAGACUCAGCAAACUCAAUCGUCUUUAAUGUAGGCAUAAUUUAGCCACAAACAUUAUACGUUAAUAAGUUUAACUUAAACAAAUUUCUGGUAAUAAACGGAUAAUUUAAUACUACAAAUUAAUUUAAUCUAUAUACGGACCUGCCAGAGUUAUAAACUAACAAAACUGCUACCUAUAUAUAUUUUUUUUUCUCUUCUUUCUCUUCCUCCUGCGUCCAUUCUCCGCAAAUUGGGGCAUCAGCCUAGAUAAAACCGCUUGGCUAAAACAGUCAUAAAUAGCUCCUUAGAUCAUCUCAAGUACUUGUCACAAAUUCACGUACAGGUAAGGAUAACGAGCAUCUUAAACAAUACGUUCAGUCUUGCUUUUAUUCUCCCUCCCAGUUUAGACAUGGCUGGCUGUCAGGGUCUUAGGAGCCCAAUAGCGGUAGUCUCCUUCCGGCUUCUUCGCCUUAGGUUAGUGGUCCCGCGAGGCCAACACCCAUCUUCAAUUUGGAGGUACUACGCCCCUCGGGCCAAAUCAUAGUUAGCCGCCUCUCAUGUGGUAUAGAGAGGGCCUCACCUGUCACGCCCAUUCUAUCUUAUGCUUACUACUCACCGAGAGGCCAACACCAUGCCACAAAGCUCGGUGGCCACGAAAUCCCCUUGCGCCAACUCAUAGGUAGAGCCUCUCAAGCCGCUUGGCACCUAGCAGGACCUCACCAGUCACCAACCUAGUGUAAUUGCUUCGCCGCGGAACGGCACUAGCUAGUCAGCCAGCACACAAAUUUUCCUAACCUGAACGUUUCCUCUCACGCCCAUAGCAUGUCUAACGCUUCAGUACGAGAUGCCGAGCUAUCACUUGCCAGCACCCCGUCAAGGUCUAACGCUCAGCCAAGACAGUCCAGUAUGACACCCAGCUACAGAUCCUGGACUGUUCCAAAAAUCACAGCCGAACUGAAUAGAAGAAACAUUCCCUUUAUGGCUACAGCCAGGAAAGCUGAACUUUUCCGUUUACCAAGCACCCAAAACGCUGAUGAAACACCGGGCCCUAGUUCUGAAUGUACAAAACAAUUUGGCAGAACUACAGAGUAUGAUGACCUCUUUGGUUGCUUCUGUAGCUACUAUAAACAACAGGUUAGAAAACCUGGAAGCCACUAGUCAAACUAGCAUUCCAGAAGUACAAAGGAUAACUUGAAACAAGAUCAGGAGGUAACUCCACUCCUAUUCCUGCCAAAAGAACGAAUAUUAUUAACCCAGUACAUCUGAUUCCACAAAAUCUAAAAUGUGACAUACUAGAAGGGAAAGAUGUUAAUCUAGCUUCCCUCCUCACAGGAUAUAAUCGAAAAUAGGUCUUACAACUUCGACGAUAUAUCCAUGUUACUGAAAUCUAGAGAUCCUAGGCUUAAUAAUAAGCUAAAUAUUCCUGAAUUUGUGCUAGCUUUUGGGUUAUAUAGGGAUGUAAUUUGCUCUUCCUUCCCACACCGUAGAGAAGAGCUGGAUCUAUAUCUGCACAAGCUGGUGGAACUAGCUUACAAAUACGGCGGUUACGCCUUCUACGACUACCAUAAGUCCUUUUCGGCCAGAUCAGCCACGUCACUGGCUCAGUAUAACACUCCUACCGACUGGAGUCAGUUGGACACAGAAUUAUUCUGUAGACAUUUCGCGGGGCUUAAAACACCAGCAUGUGCAAUAUGUUCUUCAGCCUCUCAUACAGCAAAUUUUUGUCCUAGUAAUAUAGAUGGUCCGUCUACUAGUAACACCAAUUCAGACUAUCUUGCUAACACAACUCAGAGGGAAGGGAAAGACAAGUUAGGGAGGCCUAUAGUGUUUCUUGGGAAAGCACAAGUUUGUAAUAACUUUAAUGCUGCGGGUUGUAGUUAUAGCGCUUGUAGACUGCUCCACUUUUGUUCAAUCUUUUUUAGAGCACACGCAAAAACUAUGUGUCCAAACAAACUGUUCCCUAAGAAAUCAAUGACUUCAAUAAACGUACCCAAUGUACAACAUUACUUGACUGAACAUCCUUCUUCACAGCUGGUUGACUUUCUCAUCUCUGGUUUCACUAGAGGCUUUCACACCGGUUUAGUAGCACUCCCUUCAGGCAUACUAGAAUGCCACAACCUACAGUCUGCGAUAACAGGUCCAGCCAGUCUAAAAGAUCUUCUCAACAAAGAAGUAGAAUACGGUUUUAUGAUAGGACCCUUCACCACACCACCAUUCACUUCUUGGAGAACAAGCCCACUAGGUAUAGCCACGGGCAAAUUUAAUAACAAAAAGAGGUUAAUAAUCGAUUUCUCAGCUCCUCACUCCUCCACCUCCCCAAGUUUGAAUUCCCUUAUACCUUCAGAAGACUUCUCACUACAAUAUGCUAAAAUAGACGACGCCAUACAAGCAGUUGUCAAUUUUGGUAAAGCAGCCUGGUUAAGCAAAACGGAUAUCACAAAUGCUUUCAAACUUCUACCAAUUAAACAGUCACUAUGGCGUUAAGUGGGAAGAGAAAUACUAUUUUGCGACUAGGCUGACCUUCGGCUCCAAAAGCAGCCCAAAUAUUUUCGACAUAUUCGCAGAAACCUUGAAUUGGCUACUACUUAACAAAUCCAGGUGCCCAGUAGUAAUCCACUACCUCGAUGAUUUUCUUUAUGUUGAGCCUCACCACUACACACCACACAGUCUGAAAAAUGCACUCUCCCUAUUUAAGGAAUUAGGAGUCCCGGUAGCACCAAAUAAGACCGAAGGUCCCAGUACAGAAAUAACCUUCCUAGGUAUCACACUCAAUUCUGUAACUAUGCAAGCUAGCCUUCCUAAAGUCAAAGUAGACAGGAUCUUAACUCACAUUCACACCUGCACCAAUCACGGGUCCUGCACCAGGAAAAAACUACAGUCACUUUUGGGUUCUUUUAACUUCGCCAUGAGAAUUAUUCCUCGAGGCAGGGCUUUCAUCUCUAGGUUACUUUCUCUUCUACAUGGCCUCCCUGACGACGACAGUAAGAUUGAUCUAGACUAUCCUGUAAGGGCUGACCUAAAAAUGUGGAGUCUGUUUUUAUCCUCAUGGAAUGGUAGGUCAUUGUUCAUUCCCCCCAUCUCUGACGAGUCCCCGGUUAUCUGGACACAUGCUGCAGCUACCGUCGGGUAUUUGGACACGAAUGGGUAUAUGACAGUUGGCCACCCAAAACAGCUACCCUAGAAAACUUUAAUAGAACAUCAGCACUGUUUGAGAUCUUCCCAAUAGUAGCAGCAGCACACAUUUGGGGAGAAAAUUGGAGGGGUAAGGCAGUUAGGUGUUUUUCUGAUAACAUAGCAGCUUGUAACAUAAUUAACAAAGGCCGCUGUCCAUCCCUGUCAGUUAUGAAGCUAGUAAGGAAACUCACAUGGUUGGCAGCAAAUUUGCAGUUUUACAUUUGUUGUAUUCAUUUUCCAGGCAUUUUCAAUAACGCAGCUGACGCUUUGUCACGUUUUAAUUUACAGGAGUUUUUCAGACUGCACCCUACAGCGAACAAGCAACCCAAAACUCCUCCGCAAUUCAAAGACCUAAUCAUGCAUUAAACCAGUUAUUAGCUCACAGUAGAAUUCUCGCACAGGCAGGGUUGUCAGUAAACUCGAAAAAAGUGUACAAUAGGGGAUUUGACAUGUUUAAAAAAUGUGUUUGUGGCUUUAACAUCAUUUUUCUAUAGAAACCAUGGUUGCUUUUACAACUUUUUGCCACUUCUCGUUAAAACUAGCCUACAAUACCAUCAAACUAUACUUGACGGGGAUACAACAUUUCAUGCUAAUUCUUUAUCCAAACAAGACUUCUUUCUUAUCCACAUACCCCAUAAAAAAACAUACUAAGAGGUAUCCAGAGACUAAAAAUCCAAAAAUCCCUAAAAAGACUCCCCAUAGACAGUAACAUCUUUAAAGAAAUCUCCAAGUUAUUAGAUAAAAGUCCUUUUGAACAUACCACUAACCUGGUAAUUUAAUCAGCAGCUUGUUUGGCCCUUUUCGCGUUUCUAAGACCCAAAGAAUUUACGGUAGAGAAAAUAUCUGACAUUAACAUUUGCCUUAAACAGAAAAACGUAACAAAAGUAAACGAUCAUUACGUCCUAGCGAUCCCCCGCACAAAAACAAACCAAGCAGGCCCCUCAGUGGAGAUUAAGUAUUUCCCUACCGGUUCGAAAUGGUGCCCAGUUCAACUGCUAGAUAAUUUGAUAAAAAAUCAGCAUAUUAGAAAUCCAGAACUGCCUCUGUUAUCCCUAUAAGGAAAGCCACAUACUACUAAACAAUUCGUGCUAUAUAUACGUUCUUUAUUACUCAGACUUGGCCUCAUUCCGUAUUGGGGCUGCCAAUGCAGGCUCAAGUAUUCAGGUUACAACACAUAUCAUAAAGAAAAUAGGUUGCUGGAAAUCUUCUUCAUACAAUCGGUACAUUCCAAACCCAGAGAAAGAAAUCAGACUCGCUUUCUAUAAUAUGUCUAAAUAAUGUUGUUUAGUUGUUGUAAUAAAUAAACAUGUUUAAAUACUUUUUGGCCCUCUUUAUACUGGCCUAACCUCUCGUCGGUUUCGGCACACCUCAACCGACUUGUGUUUAUCAAACUACUCUCACUUUAAGUGUACGCCCCCUUUCAUAAUCCCUGUGGCGAAACCAGCCUCGCCACGUGUCCUUGGAGGGGGCUGCUUGCCCGCCUCUUGCCUUUGGACUAUGGACCAGACUUUAUGUGAAUGUAUUAACCCAGAUAGCUAUGCCAUGUAGCCCAUUCGUGUAGUUAAAAACUUUGGCUCCAUGGCAAUUGAACUGUGUGAAUAGGAUCUGAGCGCUAUUCUGUAGUUUUGUGCGCUCAGAUCCCAACUAUCUGGGGAUAUGUGACAUGUCUGUGUUUUAUGUAUAAAAUGUGACUUUGUGUAUUUUAUAAUAUUUUAAUGCUUUGUGCUCACCAUGUGCAUAAUGGAGUCUUGUGUCUGUCCUGGGAGAUAAUUGAAUUACUUCUCAAUUCAAUCUCCAGGAUAGAAGACUCUGAAACUGGUUUGGGCCGGAAAGCCAUGCUUCAUUUAGUCACAAAGGACUUUCCCUUAACUUUUGAACCCCUGGUCUGAUUCGUGCCAUUUUUUUAAUAUGUUGUUCCCCUGAAUGGAUUGAUUAUGAAAAUGUAUGCUUUAUGUUUGUGACAUGUAUAUUUUAGAAGUUAUAAAUAUUGUGUAAAACUGUAUUCCUCUGCCGGUGAUAAUGAGAUUACCCAUUGUGUUCAGUAAUCAUAUCACAGGCAGAGGGGAGAGUUUGUGUGGGAGUGUCUGGGUGUAUUGUACGGAUUGAUUGGUUGUUUUGUAACGCCCUGUGGGCUGUACUAUGUUUGUGGAUUGGGAAUAAAAGAGACUGUAUGUGACAGUACAGGGAGUUCCUGUUUUAACCCUCAAAGUGAAGUGUCGUCUCAUUAUUGGGGGAGGAUUUAAUUGUAUGCUGUUCCAGUUUGACUGCUAGGAGAGUAAACCUAUUCGUAUGGUUCCUAUUCAGCUGUCUACAGCAUUCAUAUGCUUGAGAGGAUUCAUAUGCUUCUCCGGUUCGGUGGUUGUGGUGUCUGCUGCAGUGCUUGGAGUCCUCAGGAAGCACUAGGAGCAUCCUUUAACGGAGGUACCCAGUCGGGGUGCCAGGCGAUCUGUUACAAUCCCGUACACAAAAAUAUAUAUAUUUUUGUGUACGGCACAUUACGAGGAUGUAAGGCAAUGAUAGUAAAAGAAGCAGUAAAAGAAGUAGCAAGUCUGUUGAGGUUAGGCCUGUAAAAGAGGGCAAAAUUAUUUAGAAGCGAUACUCAAAAUACAUAUAAGUUUAUUUAAAUACAAACAUUAUUUAGACAUAUCAUGGAAAGCCAUUCGUAUUUCUUUUUCAGGGUUAGGAAUGUACCUAUUGUAUGCAGAUGAUUUCCAUCUUCCCAUGUUUUGUAUGAUGUAUGUAGGUACUUGGUUACCUGAAGCUGCACCAAUGCGAAAGGAAUGACCCGUGAAAGCGUUUGGGUUAUGUCCUAGCCGAAACAAUAAUGUACGGAUGUAAUACAUAAAUUGUUUGGUGGUUAGGGGUUUACCUUGAAUAGCUAACAGUGGACAACACGGUUGUGAAGAAAUUUGGGACAUCAGUAGUUUAUCUAAAACUAGGAUAGGACACCAUUUGGUAGAGGUAGGAUAGUAUUUAAUUUCUAUCGGAGGGCCUGUUUGGCUUGUGUGUGUGUGUGUGUGUGUGUGUGUGUAUAUAUAUAUAUAUAUGUGUGUGUGUGUAUAUAUAUAUAUAUAUAUAUAUAUAUAUAUAUAUAUCAGCACUCUAGGUUUUGUGAUGUGUCCUGAUGAAAACUCAGAACAGGGGCUGAAACGUUGACCCUUUUGGUUUGACAGAAAAUAAAAAGCGACUUUUGGAAGACCUAGAGUGACGGUAUUUUUCUAUUUUAUAUACUACAUUGUUACUGGGCACCAGGCUGUAUUAUUCGAUAUUUAGAGUGCAGGAAUUCCAAUUUCUAAUAUAUAUUUCAUAUAUAUAUAUAUAUAUAUAUUUUUUUUUUAAUAUGAUCCAACCAUUUUGAGAUGGGUUCUAGUGUACCGUCAACAGCUGAUACAAUGGGACGUCCAGGGGGUUUCUCCGGGUGUUUCUGUAUCUUAGGGAUACUGUAUAUGAUUGGCGUAAGUGUAUGUUGUUUGUGUAAAAACUGAUAUAGUUGGAUAUCGAUGUAGCGUGCCAUUGAGAGGUUCUCCUCUAUCCUUAGUUAGAUUUCUUUAGUGGGAUCACAUAGUAACGGACGGUAUUAUGGUCUUGAAGUUCUGCCUGUAGUUCUUCGACAUAAUAUUUGCAGUCCAUGACAACAAUACCCCCUUCUUUGUUGACUGUAUACUAGAACCCAUCUGUAACGGCUACCCUGCUGUAGGGGGGAUAUCUGCCAUUGGAGACGUCCUUUUCUAGGCAAUCUGCUGUGAAGUAAUGGAGUUCUUAUUCCCAUCCACAAUAUCCAAGUGUAUAAUCCGGCAAUGCUGUAAAAUGAGGCAGAGUAACGGUACCAUAAAUCCCCUCCAAGAACGAGACGAGGCUACCUUUUGAAGGGUCAAGCAGAACUGAUGUUUAUUGACAGGGGUCUCCUUUUAUGCAAUAGUGCCCUCUGAAAGGCUACACCCACAUAAUUAUCACAACAGCCAAUUAGAUACAUGGUUCAACCCCCACGUCUCCUCCCCUCAGAUAACAUAUAAUUAAAACAGACACAAUUUUAAUCACAUUCUGGAUGUACCCCAAAAACAGGGGGUACACCUUUAAGUCCAGCUCUCACUCAGGGGAACAAUAUAUCCAAAUUUCAGCCCAUUCGGUUGAGGGAUUCAGGAGUUAUGGAUCUUUGAAUUUUUGACCGACCGCACAGGUUUUCUAGCCGAAAAGAGUUCCAUAAGUUUUGGCCUUGCGGUCGGUCUCCAUUCGUGCAUUAAAACGCCACGAACCCCUUGUCAUCCUGGUGUUCGCUGGAAUCCCUAUGCAGGCUUAAACAAACCUACCGAACGGCCGGUCGUUCAGUAGUUCCAGAACGAACUUACGAGCUCCUGGAGGUCUCAGCGGUGUUCGCCUGUUUGCGUAUCCGUUUUUUAGUUCCAUGCGUUCACAGGCAAACACCGCCGUUCGUGCGUAAGAUGGCCGCGAACACGUGUAAAGUCCCGAAAUGGCGGCCAUCUAACCUGAGCACAAAGGAAUUCGUAUGAACCAUGCGAACGGCUCCACAAGCACUGGGAGGUAAACUAUCAAUUAACUGUUCCCCUGGGUGGUCUGAUGUUCGGUAUUUUGGGCUGUGUGUUAUAGUAGGAAUAUUUCCACGAAGACUAGCCAUUCGGUUUUUGUUUGACACAUCCAGCAGCGUUGUUAUUUAAGUCCAGGCAAAAGCAUAGGUACAAUCAUAGUUCUGUUACACCAUCUCAAAAUGGUUGGAUCAUAUUUUUAAAGGGCCAGUUGAGGAACUUCAUACUUGUGUUAAAGGACCACUAUAGUGCCAGGAAAACCUACUCGUUUUCCUGGCACUAUAGUGCCCUGAGGGUGCCCCCACCCUCAGGGACCCCCUCCCGCCCGGCUCUGGAAAGGGGAAACUGGGUGUAACGGACAGUUUUGCCCAAAAGAGGUUAAACGUUUAGGCGAUAUUCCCCUUUUUCAGCUGCACUGACAGCUACUGCAAGCACCAAUCUCCUGAACUGCAUACCCACGAAUUCACCAACUCCUGAACUGCAUACCAAGGGAAUACUCGAAACUCCCGAACUGGAGACACACGAAUAGUUGCUAGCAGACGAACAGGAAAAGCCCCCAAGCGGCUUACACUCCUGGCAAUCAGUCUCUAACAGCAUACAGUAAAUCCUCCCCCAAUAAUGAGACGACACUUCACUUUGAGGGUUAAGCAGGAACUGAUUUACUGGGGCUAACUGCCCGGCUUUUAUGCAGGUCUCCCAUCUGGUGGACACUCCCCUAGGGGACCAAAUGGGAGACUGGGACACAAAGGGUAAAAGGACCAAUCACAGACUUACACAUUUCAACCAUCCCACAAUGCAUCACAAUCCCUCCUCUCUGCUCUGGAGAUAAUUGAGAAGUAAUUCAAUUAUCUCCAAAGACAGAGGCAAAACUCCAUUAACCACAUGGCAGAAAACAAACAGUAAAAGACAUAAAAUUACCUACAGUUACAUUCAGUACAUAAAACAUAUACGUUCUACAUAUCCCCAGAUAGCUCAGGUCUGAGCGCACAUUAUUAAGCGAAUGGCGCUCAGACCACACGAAUACAGUUUAAUCGCCAUGGAGCCAAAGUCUUUACACAGUCAGUUUCAUGCGAAUGGGCUCCAUGGGAUUCCUAUCUGGGGCACAACACACUCAAACAAAUCUACCGAACACCCGGCAGAAAAGCACGAAUAAGUCUUUUCUGCAGGGAAAAAGAUGUCUUUUAACAUGGGGCCAUAGUCCAAAGGCAGCAUGCGAGCAACCAGGCUUCUCCAGUGUACAGUGGCGAGGUUGGUUUCGCCACACUUCUCCCCUUUACCAAUCAGACUAACAGGGUAUCUGACCCCAUGCCGGUCAGUGCCCUUGUUAGUCCAGCAGCCCACCCACAAGAACUGGUUACUACACCUGGGUAGAAGAGAACGUUGUCCAUGUCCAGGCGCCUCACCAUGGCUGUGUGGGUGACUGGUAAGCGUACUGGGUGGGUUGCUGAGUGGGCAGAGACCAGCGGUACUCUGUCCUGGUGCCAGCACUACCACGGGAGUAGUCUGGUUGGAGCCUGGUUGCUGGAGGGGGAGACCGACUGUCUCCCCUUUUGCUAAACAGCCCUGUCGCUGGGGGCAAAACCGACCGUCCCUACCCCCUGUGCUGUAAGUGCAGAGACCACGGUCCCAUCUGCACGGCUGUGGGGCUUCUCAUCUCCCCUUGGUGGGCUAGGCCGCCGCUGGGAAGUAUUCUCCCCUCCUGAUAGAAUACUCUGCCGCUGGGGAGCCGGACCGGCUGUCUGUACUCCCUGUAGCUUGGGCGCAGAGACGGUCCCAUCUGCGCCGGUGGGGAGCUUAAUGUUUCUCCUUGGUGGGCUACGCUGCCUCUGUGGAGAGGGGUCAACAAGCUCUUCUCCCUGACACUCUCCCUGCUGGGGGAGAGGGGAACAGACUGUCUCUCCUUUCAAUAUAUUGUCCUGCUGGGGAGGGAGGAUGGUACCUUCGGCUCCCUGGGACUCACUUGACUGCUGAGGAGAGGGACCAACUGUCUCCUCUCCUAAGAACACACACGGCCGCUGGGGAGGGAGGACAGCACCUUCAGCUCCCUGGGACACACACUGCUGCUGGGGAGGAAGGACGGCACCUUCCGCUCCCUGGGACACACACUGCCGCUGGGGAUGAAGGACGACACCUUCAGCUCCCUGGGACACACACUGCUGCUGGAGAGGAAGGACGACACCUUCCGCUCCCUGGGACACACACUGCCGCUGGGGAGGAAGGACGACACCUUCAGCUCCCUGGGACACACACUACCGCUGUGGAGGAAGGAUGACACCUUCAGCUCCCUGGGGGACACACUGCCGCUGGGGAGGAAGGACGACACCUUCAGCUCCCUGGGGGACACACUGCCGCUGGGGAGGAAGGACGGGUCUCUCCCAACCUGUCAACUCACGUGUCUGCCCUGCUCCGACCUGCAGGUACUCUUCUACCUGUCUCCUCACGAACUGCACGUAUUUCUCCGGGGGGUUGGGUCCAAAGAAAGCCAGCCGCAUGGUAAACUCUGUCAUACUGCUCCUGAGUGUAGCUGGGUGCCAUGCUUGCGCUGCUGAAGUUGGUUCUUUUGUAGAUAGGGUCGCUGUACGGGUACUGGCGUUGCCCUCAAUUUGUAAUCCAGGAACUGGUGUUGUCUUGUAGCUGUCCUUCUGGGCUGUGGAAAUGAUCCCGUCGCUUGCCACCAAUGUAACGGAUCAUCUGGCACCCCGACUGGGUACCUCCGUUAAAGGAUGCUCCUAGCACUUCCUGAGGACUCCAAGCACUGCAGCAGACACCAAAACCACCGAACUGUAGGAGCAUAUGAAUGCUCUCAAGCAUAUGAAUGUUGUAUACAGCCGAAUAGGAAAAACCAUGCGAAUAGGUUUACACUCCUAGCAGUCAAACUGAAACAGCAUACAAUAAAUCCUCCCCCAUUAAUGAGACGACACUUCACUUUGAGGGUUAAGCAGGAACUGAUUUACUGGGGCUAACUGCCUGGCUUUUAUGCAGGUCUCCCACCUGGUGGACACUCCCCUAGGGGACCAAAUGGGAGACUGGGACACAAAGGGUAAAAGGACCAAUCACAAACUUACACAUUUCAACCAUCCAACAAUGCAUCACAAUCCCUCCUCUCUGCUCUGGAGAUAAUUGAGAAGUAAUUCAAUUAUCUCCAAAGACAGAGGCAAAACUCCAUUAACCACAUGGCAGAAAACAAACAGUAAAAGACAUAAAUUACCUACAGUUACAUUCAGUACAUAAAACAUAUACUGUAUUUAUCGGCGUAUAACACGCACUUUUUCUCCCUGAAAAUAGGGGAGAAAUCGUGGGUGCGUGUUAUACGCCGGCCCUUUAAAUACUGCAGCCGCCUGAGCGCUCUCUCAAGAGCGCUCAGGCGGCUGCAGUUGGUACUCACCUCCCCUGUAGCGUGGCCGAGCCGCUCUGCCGUCCGCGGUGAUAGGAAGGUGCACGCUCAGUGUGCACCUUCCUGUCAGUCCGACCGGGUACAGGAAACAAACUCCUGUUCCGCGCGGAACAGGAGUUUCUGUUUCCUGUACCCGGUCAGACUGACAGGAAGGUGCACACUGAGCGUGCACCUUCCUAUCACUCCGGCCGCCACCGCGGACGGCAGAGCGCUCGGCCACGCCAAGGGAGGGGCAAAGAAGGGGAGUGGGGAGUAAGAAAGGGGGUAAGAAGAGGGGGAGGGGGAGUAACAAGGGGGUAAGAGGGGGAGGGGGAAGUAAGAAUGGGGGGUAAGAAGAGGGGGAGGGGGAGUAAGAAGGGGGUAAGAGGGGGAAGGGGAAGUAAGAAGAGGGGGAGGGUGGGUAAGAAGUUCUUUAUUUGAAAUUUAAAGGACCACUCUAGGCACCCAGACCACUUCAGCUUUAUGAAGUGGUCUGGGUGCCAGGUCCCUCUAGGACUAACCCUUUUUUUUUAUAAACAUAGCAGUUUCAGAGAAACUGCUAUGUUUAUACUGAGGGUUAAUCCAGCCUCCAGAGCCUCUAGUGGCUGUCUCAUUGACAGUCGCUAGAGGCGCUUGCGUGCUUCUCACUGUGAAAAUCACAGUGAGAGCACGCAAGCGUCCAUAGGAAAGCAUUGUAAAUGCUUUCCUAUGCGACCGGCUGAAUGCGCGCGCGGCUCCUGCCGCGCAUGCGCAUUCAGCCGAUGACGCCGCGAGCAAGGAGGAGAGGAGGAGUACAGCUCCCCGCCCGGCGCUGGAGAAAGGUAAGUGUUUAACCCCUUCCUCUCUCCAGAGCCCGGUGGGAGGGGGACCCUGAGGGUGGGGGCACCCUCAGGGCACUAUAGUGCCAGGAAAACGAGUAUGUUUUCCUGGCACUAUAGUGGUCCUUUAAGUUUUUUUUCCCUGAAAUUUUCCUCUUAAAAUGAGGUGCGUGUUAUACGCCGGUGCGUGUUAUACGCCGAUAAAUACGGUACGUUCUACAUAUCCCCAGAUAUCUCAGGUCUGAGCGCACAUUAUUAAGCGAAUGGCGCUCAGACCACACGAAUACAGUUUAAUCGCCAUGGAGCCAAAGUCUUUACACAGUCAGUUUCAUGCGAAUGGGCUCCAUGGGAUUCCUAUCUGGGGCACAACACACUCAAACAAAUCUACCGAACACCCGGCAGAAAAGCACGAAUAAGUCUUUUCUGCAGGGAAAAAAGAUGUCUUUUAACAUGGGGCCAUAGUCCAAAGGCAGCAUGCGAGCAACCAGGCUUCUCCAGUGUACAGUGGCGAGGUUGGUUUCGCCACACGGGGUAAAACUUACCUUUUUCCAGCGCUGGGCGGGGAGCUCUCCGCCUCCGAUCUGCCCCGUCGGCUGAAUGCGCACGCGCGGCAAUUGCUGCGCGCGCAUUCAGCCGGUCACAUAAGAAAGCAUUGCUGUUUCAUUAAGCUGAAGUGGUCUGGGUGCCUAGAGUGGUCCUUUAAGGAUACCCAAACAUUACUGAUGAAAAUUUUGAAAGUUCGGUUUGAUGCAAGUAAGCCCAUCUUAAUAACUAUGGAUGUGGCGAGUCUAUACACUGUAAUCCCCCACGAUGAAGGAGUGGAUGCAAUGAGGUCAGUCCUCACACAGGCCAAGAAUUUUCAAGGCCCUCCCAUUGAAAUCGUCCUUGAAUUACUAAUGUUGACACUUCAAAAUAAUUAUUUCCAUUUUGAAGAUGUGGUUUCUGCAAGUGGCUGGUGUUUCAAUGGGGGCAGAGAUGGCCUCCAUGUACGCAAAUUUGUAUGCUUAUGAAGAGAAGUACAUAUUGUCUCAGUUUGGACACAACAUUGUGGGAUACUUCCGCUAUAUCGACGAUUUGCUCAUGAUAUGGACAGAGAGCGAGAGAGAGGGGAAAAAAAUCUUUCCAGGGGUGAUGGACCGAUGCUGGAUGUGCCGGGAGGACACAAAAAUUACUGCAUAUCAUCUGGGAAUGUAGAUUUCGAUCUCCUUUCUGGAGGAGGGUGUAUGACUACAGUAGCUGAUGAGGCACUAGAAUUUCACCUUGCAGAUAUGCUCCUGAGCCGUAUUAAAUUACCCAUUUCUAAAUAAUGAAAACCAUAUCCAAACAUCUGUUAACGGCGGCUUAAUAGCUGAUCCCUGCCUCUUGGCUACAACAAGGCCCGCCGUCCCAUCAGAGUUUGCUGGGUUGAGUGUAAGAGAUUCCCCAGAUGAAAGAGCGCAGAGCGGUACUUAAGGAGCAGAUAUGAGGACGAGCAGAGAACAUGGCCCUACGUUUUGAGUUCCAUCAACUCAUUUUGUUGCCUCAAGCACCACUUGGAGUGCACAAGAGAGCUUUUGCAUUGCUUCACGACUAUUCUGAGUUUGUUUAAUUAAUCUUUCCAUCUCCCUCAACUGUCUCAUGUGAACCUGCCUCCCCUUUAACUGUAGUUAUUUUAGAUUUUUUUUCCCCUCCUUAAGCCUGCCACCACUGAGCUUUUUUUGUCUACAUAUUCUCUCUUAUCUUUUUUUGAAUUCAAUCUACUCCAUAAUGCCGUUUCUGCACUGCCUAUUUACACGUAAUACAUUAACUUCUCAGCAUAUUGCACAGUGUCUAACGGAUAGACAGAAUAACUGUUACCCGGGGAAAACUAUAAGCUGAUAGGCCCUAUCUCAACUUUUCGUUUUAUGUUCCAAUAUUGGUUUCUGUUUGGGGUUAUUCAACCAAGACGUAACCUUGUUUCCACUGAUUAUUUCAAAUACAUAUGUAUGUACAUAUUGAUAUGUAACCACCUUCAUAGUGACAUGUUUUGUUUACACCAUAUUGAAAUGAAAGUGUCAUUGUUAUUUCAAAAUGCCACUGCCACAAAUUAUUGUAUGUGACAAAAAAACUUUUAACGUUUGUAAAAAAAAUAAUAAUAAUUAUCCUUACAUUUUAUAAAUUAGAAGAAAAUGCAUUUCUUGGUGAAUUCCCCCAUCUAAAUGCAGUACUUCAUAGAAACAUAAAAUGUGAUGGCAGAUAAGAAACAUUAGGCCCAUCAAGUUUGCCCAAUUUUCUAAAUACUUUCAUUAGUCUCUUAUAUAUUAGUCUCUUAUUAUUAUUAUUAUUAUUAUUAUUAUUAUUAUUAUUAUUAUUAUUAUUAUUAUUAUUAUUUUAUUAUGUAUAUAGCGCCAUCAGGUUCCGUAGCGUUGUACAAAGGGUGGACUAACAGACAUUUAAUUGUAACCAGACAACUCGACAUACAGUAACAGAGAGGUGGCGGGCCCUGCUCAAUGAGCUUACAUUCUAGAGGGAGUGGGGUAUAGUGACAUAAAGGGUAAAAGUAGGGGUACGAAAUAAGAUGUUAGAAAAGUGUUCGCUGAGGGCUUAAUAGGUAAUUUUUGACAGUUGCAGGGGAGGAGUCAUGAAGGGUGGGGGAUGAAAACCUGCUAACAGUUUAAUUGAUAUGCUUUCUUGUCUCUUACAUCUAGGAUAGCCUUAUGCCUAUCCUACACAUGCUUGAAGGGACACUAUAGUCACCAGAACAACUACAGCUUAUUGCAUUUGUUCUGGUGAGUAGAAUCAUUACCUUCAGUCUUUUUGCUGUAAAAACUGUAUUUUCAGAGAAAAAGCAGUGUUUACAUUACAACCUAGUGAUAACUUCACUGGCCACUCCUCAGAUGGCUGUUAGAGAUCCUUCCUGGGUCAUGGCUGCCUAAAAUGCAUCCAAACAUUCAGUGUCUCCACCCUCUGCACGCAGACACUGAACUUUCCUCAUAGAGAUUCAUUGAUUCGAUUCAUCUCUAUGAGGAGAUGCUGAUUGGCCAGGGCUGUGUUUUGAAUUGUGAUGGCUCUGCCCCUGAUCUGCCUCCUUCAGUCUCAGCCAAUCCUACGGGGAGCAUUGUGAUUGGAUCAGGCCACCACGUCUGCUGAUGUCAGCAUGCAGUGGGCAGGUCUAAAGGAAACAGGGACAAAGUAUGCAGCUCCAGACUUGAAUACAAGUAAGAUUUUACUAUAUUUUCGGAGGCAAAGGGGGCUGGAUGGUGGUUUUAACCCUAUAGGGUCAGGAAUACAUGUUUGUGUUCCUGACCCUACAGUACUCCUUUAAACUCCUUAAUGAAGGUGAAUAUAGAAAAUAUGAAGAUCAUGUCUCAACUAGGGUGUAUGGACCAGGCUCUGCCAGCAUCCCAAAUGAGUACCAUGCAAAAUCAAGAUUGUCCAGCACAAACAUUUGCCUUAUAAUCCUUUAUUUUAAGAUGUCACACAAAAAGUUGUUUCGAACUGCCUAGCCUUUGUCAGACCAGGUGAGUCAAAGCAUUUCCUUUUUGUUUGGCACCUUAAAGGAUCAGAAGGCAAAGGUUUUUGCUGGACAAUUUUUUUAUUUAUUGCAUGUAGGUGAUACAUGAAAAUCCGUCUGACAGGCUCUGAUGUUUCUAUUCUUUACGUCAGCAGAAGUGGCUGAGACUGUAUCAGAGACAACAUAUCUCUUUGAAGUGCGUCAUAGAUCUCUGAAAAUAGUCUUAAACUCUGUUUUUCAGUGUGCUACCAUUAGGAUAACAUGAUUAUUCAAGUUAAUAGAUUUAACCAUUAAGGACCAAACUUCUGGAAUAUAAGGGAAUCAUGACAUGUCACACAUGUCAUGUGUCCUAAAGGGGUUAAAAACCGUAGUGAUAACAAAAUUUGUAGUGUCAACUGUUAAGCUCUAAGGUGCAUUAGCAAAAAAGUAUUCCUUAGCAUGUAUGAUACAGCUCCUUAUUUAUUGUGCAGCGGUUAGAUGAAUGAUAGGAGUAGUAAGGAUGGUGCCUGGCUUUGGGGUUUAAGAAACAUUGUGCAGCACUGGCACAGGAAGCACCUCUAGCAGCCAUAUGAGGAAAUGCCAUUGGAGGUAAUCCUAGGCUGUAAUGUAAAUACUGCAUUCUCUGAAAAGACAGUGUUUACUGCAAGCAUGUCAAACAUGCGGCCCAAAGUGAACAUAUUUGCGGCCUGCCUGCCCUGGGGCAGCUUUCAGCUGUUCCUGCGACCAGCAAGACAGGAAAAAUAUUUCCUGAUUCUUGCUCUCGUGGCCAAAGAGGGCAAAGUGGCUGUGUGUCUGCUUAGCAGACCAGAGCAGCCACUCCCCCUUUCCCUCCUGCUCGCAGUGCCAGAGGAGCGUCUGGCCUGCUUCAGCAGAGCUGGAACUGGAGGACGGACAGCAAUUUGUAAGGUAGGAGAAGAGGGGCUUGGGGGAGGGGAGGCGGUGUAUUAAUUUGAAUGAGGGAGAGGGCACUGUAUGUAUUUGGGAGAGGGAGAGGGCACUGUAUUAAUUUGGGGGAGGGAGGUGGGCACUGUAUUAAUUUGAGGGUGGGAGGGGGACCAGUGUAUUAAUUUGGGGGAGGGAGGUGACCAGUGUGUUAAAUUGGAGGGAGGGCAGUUCAGAGUGGUGGUGGUGGGGGGAGAGUCAGUGUAUUAACCUGGGGGAUGGAGGGGCCAGUGUAUUAAUUUGGGGAGUGGUGGCAGUGUAUUAAUCUGGGGAACUCAGAGGGCCAUUGUAUUAAAUUGGGAAAAGGGGCAGUGUAUUUGAGGGAGGAAGGGUGCCAGUGUAUUAGAGAGGUGGGGGGCAGUGUUUUAAAUUGGGGGAGGGAGGGCAGUGUAUUAAAGUGGAGUGGGGCCAGUCUAUUCAAUUAGAGUGGAGGGAGGAGGGGCAGUAUAUUAGAUUGGGUGAAGGAGGCAGUGUGUUGGCUUUGGGGGCAAUGUAUUGGAUUUGUGGGCAGUGUAUUAGAGUGGAUGGCGGGGCAGUGUGUUAGAUUGGAUCUGCAUGGAGGCACUGAACACCCCCCACGGAGAUGUUGAUUGGCCGUGCAGUGUUUUGCCACACAUGCACUAUAGCUUCCCAGUGCUCUCCUAUGGGAAAGCAUUGGAUUGGCUGAGAUCAUAAAGUUUGAUAUCAGCCAAAGUGAAGAACAAACUCCUAGAACUUCAAAAUCAACAAGAUAAUGUAAUUUGUUUUUUACAGCUGUACAAAAGCAUACAUUCACCAUUUCAGUCCCAUUACCAAACUUUUCUUAAUUUGUCAAGGUAGUUGGAUUGAAACGUUGUUUAUAUGCAAAUGCAUUUCUUAAAAUAAAUUCAUUCUUUUGUUUAUUUUGAAGCCCUACGAGCACGAGGACGUCCAGUGUCAGUUAGGCAACUUUUUUUAUAUACUUUACUUUUCUAAAUAAACCUACGUUUCUAUGGAAACUGAAGUUUGUUUAUUUUUUGCGGCCCAUAUAAACGUAAAACUUGUUUAUUUGGCCUGGCUUAGCCUUUGAGUUUGAUGUGCUUGAUUUACUGCAAAAAGCCUGAAGGGAAUGGUUAUAUUUACCAGAACAAAUACAAUAAGCUGUAGUUGUUCUGGUGACUAUAGUGUCCCUUUAAACUAACUGUUUAGGUGGCAGACCCCCUUUAAAAAUGUAUUUGACUACCUUUCUACCAGCGCCAUGUGGGUCUGCUGGUGCUGGCCCCGCCACCACAUCUGCCUUCUUGGCCCACAUCAUCAGAAUUGAUGAUCUCAGUCAAUCACAAUGCUUUCUCAUAGGAAAUUAUAAGAGGAUCUCAGCGAAGGAGGCAAGUCGCCCUGGCCAAUCCACAUCUCCUCAUAGAGGUGCAUUGAAUCAAUUGUUAUCAAUUAUUAUUAUAGAUAUGUUAUAAGCAGGACAUGGUUAUAAUGCAAAGAGCUUUGAAUGUGAAUUAAAAUGCUGUAUAAAUAUUGGCAAAAGCACUUAAGUUGGUUGGUGCCCUUAACUUGUGGCUAUGGUGCUCUGAGUGCCCUGGGCCACACACUUCUCCCAUUGUAUGUAUUUGCUAAAUUUUAGAUUUCUUACCUGGGGUCCAUUAUGCGCCACUCGCCAUCUCCACAACCUCUUGCUGACAAGCUUCCAUUUGCUCUCCUCCUCAGACGUCGAACGUCUUUCUCUCUUUCUAGGUAGUGGAGACAGAGUUCAGAACCCAAAGAAUCUCUGGUAAGAAGUUCAACAGUGUGCUCUAGUGGUUAUGGCGCUUGGAGUGUUCCUUUAACUCUGAAAUACAGAUUGAAGAGAGAACUUGGAAGGCACGGAGGGUGAGGCGUGCCUCCAUUGGCAAUCUGUCAUCACGUUUUGCAUGCUGAUGAUAAACGUCAACUAUGCACAGAAUUGACAUUAGCCAUUCCGGAACUCUGGUUCCGGGCAGGUUAAUGAUACACUAAUGAGACUGCAGAUGUGGAAUCACACUACCUAGCACAGGAGUGAAACAAAGUGAGACCUUCUAGGAACUCUUUAAGAAUGUUUACAAAACAUUAUUUUUAGUUUUUGUAAUGGCUUACCCUUGAAUACACCUGCAUAAUUCUUAAAGAGACACUAUAAUCAGUGGUGCAUCCUGGUUUUGUGCUACCCUAGGCAGGACAAAACUCAGGUGCCCCCCUUCCCCCCCGCCCCGCCUUCUAAAUACAUACAUACACAUUCACUGACCGAUACGCAUACACUAGCUAAAGGAAACACACACUAACAGACACACACAGACACUCACUAACAGACGCACACUCACUCACACACACUAACAGACACACACACACACUCACUCACUCACAUUAACACUUUUUUUUAUUUAACCCCCCCCAGCCUCCUUACCUUUGGGGUUCCCUCUCUCUCUGGGGGUCCAGUGGCUGCUGGGCGGGCUGGCGAGGGAGCACUUCCUCUGAGCUCUCUGCUCAGCUCCCUCGUGCGCCGCAGAGUGGAAAAUGACGUCCUAUUCCGGCUCCCAGCCACACUCUGCGACGCGCGAGGGAGCUGCGCAGAGAGCUCAGAGGAAGUGCUUCCUCGCCGCCCGCCCAACCCAGACCAGCCUGUCAGUUAGGCACAACAAGACAUUUGCCCUGGGCAUUUGGGGGAAGCUUUUUUUGCCGCCCACAGCAAAUGCCUUGUUAGCCUCGCGGCUAAAACGUCCCUGAUUAUAGUCACCAGAAGAAAUACAUCUUGAUGUAGUGGUUCUGGUGUCUAUAGCCUGUCCAUGCAGUAGGCAUUUUAAUAUAAACACUGCCUUUUCAGAGAAAAGAUAGAUCUAGUUACACUAUAUUUUUUUCACUACAGCAGCAUGUUUACUUUAGGACUUGCAGGGGGUGUUGGUGUCCGUUCCAUCAAAGCUGUGCAUUCUCUGUAGUGAUCCGGGGCUGGAGUGAUGUCAUGUCCCGCCAUCACUUAACUGCAAGCGAGGGGGUAGAGAGGAACUGCAAGAAGAGUACUGCUCCCUCAUUUGCAGCCUGCUUGCUUCCUCAACCGUCCUGCUCCAAUGUUCCCAAUGGCGGCCGGCUUAGCUAAAGUGCUGACAAACCCCAGGUGCCAGGGUAAAAUUCUUAAUCGCCAUGGCGACCUGGUCCUUGGAAUUUGUCGAGCCCUGAUUUAAUCCCUUUAACGAAGACACUUUUGAGAAUGCAACAUGCUAAUGGCCAAGCCCUUUUUUGAUACAUUUGUCAUGCUUUCAUUCUACUACAAUUUCCUCCUUUCUGUUUAAGUGCACCUAUACAUAUUAUAUGUAUUUUUUUUUUUUUUUUUACAGGAGAAAUAAGGUUUUCUAACUAGGCCUGAUUGUUAAAAUGCCCAAUAUUUUCGGUUUCAAUUAACUUUUAGAAGUUAUGCAAAUAUUGCAUGGAGUAAAUUACAGUUGUAAUGCUAAACCUUUGCAAAAUUUGGCAUGCUGAGAUUCUCCCCCCCCACAUAAGUUUUCUUUUAAAGAACUUCACAGACUAUACAUAUCCCACUACUUUAAACAGACCAUAUUUGUAUUUUACUACUGGUCUUGAGUACAAAGUCAUACAUGUUUACAUCUUCCCCUAUUCCAGCCCUUAAUCCCCCUCCUAUUCCUACCUUAUAGGGAUUCCCUCUGCUGAUGCCAGAGGGAUUUCACAUCUUGCACAGUACAGAAUGUUCUGUUAACACUUUGUACUGUGUGCUUGCAGCCUAUGAGCUGGUAGACUGGCAUGCAAGGAGACCUACCCAGUGUCUUUUCAGACCCCGAUUGUCUUCCUCAUACUGGGGCAGACUCAAAAUCACCCUCACACUCUGCAACGGUAUUUAAAUUAAUUUAAAGGGCCAUGUGCAACUCUAACAGAUGAGCUAUGCAGCACUCAAAGUGAGUCUGAAGCCACCAAUUGUGGGCAUAGCUGAUAGAGGGAACCCUCAGAUGUCCAAGGAUAACUCCUUGGUGCCAACAGGAAUGUAAAACUUUUGAUGCAGUCUGUGCCAUCGGGCAUUAAAGCCUUGCACUACAUGACGACAUAGACUGCCAUGCGUCUGUUAGUACACAUAUUAAACUGUUUUAUAUUAGUAAUUGUCCAUAACAUGUUCUAUUAUGUCCCUUGUCCACAAUGCUUCCUUGUCCAAAACUGUGGUGGAUCAUCUUGGCUGCACAAAGAGUGUUCUAUAGCUAAGAAAACCUGAUUUUAGGCAUUUAAUCAGUGUUUUUUUAUUUAUUGGUUUGCUGUUCUUCACAUUCAAAAUAUGCAUUAUGUAAUCUAAACAUUUAAUUUAAGUUUCAAAAAUUUCUAAAACACUUGUGCAAUAUCAGCCACAGUUGGCUAUUUCUCUAUACUAACAGCAUAAGUUAUGCUAUAAGGAAACUUGCAAUUCACAAAUCUUUGCUUGUUUCAGGUGGAGAUGAAAUUGUCAUGUCAACUGGAAAACACAAAAUUGAGUUUAAUAUUCUCCUUCCUAUUGGGUAAGGUGGUUGUUGUUGUAUAAUGCUAAAAAAGUAGGAUUUGUUUGAAUGUAAUGUAACCUGAUAUUCAAUAUUUUAAUAUCUGAUUUGAGACCUGAUGGGCUCUGUGUGGCAAUAAGCUGGAGAUAUCCAAGACCCAGGCACAGACUGCUUAAAGCUGCUCUGUCACCUUCUGGGGUCUUUGCAUAUUUUGCAAAAGAUCACAGAAUGUGACUGCCCUGCUUGCAAUGUGGGGUUUACCUGGAUCUGCCCCUCCAUCUUCUUCCAUUAGGUCCUCUUCAGCACCUGGUACUUUUUCUCGCAUGUGCAAGAGUACUACACCGAUGUCUAUGGCACAUCCCACUAGGAUCCUCCAAAUAAAAAGCCUUUUUGCCCUGAAAGCUUUACAGUGGUAGUUCUGCCUUUUUGUCAAGCAUAUGAUAAAAUAGUCCGUAACUCAUGAUAUGACAUCUGUUUAGUGAAAUUCCAACACAGUCUUUAUGAGCAUUUUAUGAAAUACAGAUAUUUUUAAAUGUAUUUUUUAUUUUUGGAGGAGGUUGACAGUCUCUUUAAAAUAUGCUGCUAAGCAUAAAUAGCUCUAUUGUAUGGCUCCCUGCAGGGUCUGCCUUCACCAGGCCAGGCUGGACAGGCAGCCUGGUGUGCAUUCCAUACAGCCUGAUCUGCCAACUCUUUUGGUGAUCCUGCACACUUUUUGGGAGGUCUGCCUUUUUGGGCAAUCGUGUCACGGGACUGCCCUCUUGCCCGCCUCCAUCAGCAUUUCAAUUCACAGGAUGCCCUGAGUUGGGAAGUAUGCACUAAAAGACAUGGAGCAUACUAUGCUACAAAAUUGAGCAAACAUAGAGAUUUAUUCAUUUACGUCCAAACAGCUCAUUCUACAGUUUGCUUUGUAAAACCCAUUUUGGUUAUUCACAAAAGCCAAACCGUUAUUCCAACCAUAUCUGUACUGAUUUUUUAUUAUAAGGAAAUUAGGAUAAGGUUCAAAUACAGUUAAACUGUUGUUUGCCUGGAUCUAUUUUCAAAUGAAUCUCAAUAAUACAUUGAGAUCCAACUGAAAAAUGUUCUUCAGCUAAAUGUAGUUUCAGUUCCGUUUUAUAAUGAAAAACCUGAACCUCAGAUACAUUUUAUUGAGCAGAACUACGCUAAAUGGAAGUGACCAGAGUUGACAAUUUGGCAUUUUGUGAAUAGACCCCUAAGUCUUCUGACCUGUAUGUCACUUUUUGAAAUAUGAGUGGCAUGGCUCAAUUUAGCUGAAUCCCCAUGCUUUCUGUUUACCUUAUGUGAAUCCUGUUUAUUGACCGUGAGGACUGUGAAAAAUUAAGUACAAUCCCUCCCAUGACCAUCUGCUUAUUAUCUUUAAUCAUUAUUAAUAAUUUUAUUUAUUUUAAAGACUGCUACCAUUUUAUUGUUUAAAGCCCCCUAUCUGUAACAGUAUAUGACCAUCUGUCUUUGUAUAUAUAUAAAAAAAAAAUUAUAUAUUUUUUGUGAUAAUAACCAUAAUAAGUAUUAUCAAUGAUGAUCAAAGAGCUUCUUUCCCCCUGCAGCGAGUGUUGGAUGAAUAUGGACGAAUGAUGUAGAAGUGUUACUUCUGUGUUCUGUAAGCAGCUGCGGCUGUCCUUAUGGUUCUACAUCCGUAGGUCCCAGAUCCAUGUGUGUUUAGAUGGUUUUACACACAGGGCGAACACAAUAUAUUGGGAAUGAUAAAAAGGAACACAUUAUAUAACCUGCUUGCAGACACUUCCACACACACCAUACUCACUCUUCAAACUCUGGCUUAUAUCUAGGCCAUAGAUACUUCAGUCCAUAAUGAAAAUAUCUCAGUCAGUUAUUUCGGGCCUGGACGCAAACAGAAAAGGCCAUGCACAACUCUUGCUUCACUUAUUCAGUACUGCCAGCAGAUAUCCCAACAUCACUUUCACUGGUUUUACAGAGGAGAAAUGGUGCUCUGAGGCUGCAGCUGAGAAACCCUACAUGCUAGUGGCCCAUAAGCAAAUGCCCUCAUCCCUCCUCCCUAUCUCUCCCCUGGCUCUGAAAACCUAGACGAUCCACUUCUGCAUUAUAUGUCCAAAUCCAUCCAAACAUGAAAUCCGUUAUUUUUUGGGAGGGGGGAGGGAUUGUUUUAAGUUUCCAAGCUUGAUUGAAACAGUAGAUCAGCCAAUAGUUACCCAUUGUGAGGCUGUUUAAGAGAAAUUGAUUAAUCAUGUAAAACUAACAUUUUGACAUUGCCCCCGUGUGUGUUUUGUGGAAAAUCAGACCUCUUUCUUUUUGUAAUGUGUAUGCUUUUUGUAAUGUGUCUGCUUCUCCCAUUUCUAGAGAAAAAAAAAACUGUGUGCAUUGUGUUUUAUGUCUGAUAAACAAUGGUUUAGAAAUUGAAAUACUGUUAUAAUUGUGUUUUUUUAUUUUUUUUAUUUCUGUAUUUCAGACAUUUGGUUACAACAUUUGCUGGUAAAUAUGGUAAAAUCUAUUACCAGUUUACAGCAAUUUUGGAAAGACCUUCAGUGCCUCUUCAGUGUGUUCACAGAGAACUUCGUGUUAUCAGUCACAUUGAUGUGAACUCUCCAGCUUUUCUUGUAAGGACAAAGUAACUGAAUGAAACUUGUUAUUUUUAUUAUUAUUUGUCUCUUAUUUCUUUUUUUCUCUUUUGAAAUCCAACACCUUUUAUAGAUGACUUGAUUUCAUUUCUAUUUACCUUGCUGUAACAAGUACUUCUAUCAGUCUUGCAUUUUAUAUUUGUACUAUAAUGUAUGCAGGUGUUCCAAUUUGUUCUAUUAGCGGUACAUCACGAAACACCAUUUACAGAGAAGGCUGCAUUUGUAAGGCUUGCUGUCCUAAACGUGAAUAAUGACAGCUGCAGAAGACAUAAUUAUGUGAGACUUAUUAUUAAUCAUUGCAGGUCUGCUAUCUAAAGCAGACCAUUAUAUGUCACGUAUCCUUCCAUUUUUCAUCCCAUUUUCUAACACUAAGUAAGUGUAUGCAGCUGCUACUAAAAUCCUUUCAGCUAUCAUGCCCUAAUGGCAAAUUUGAUCACAUUAAAGCAUUGAACUCCAAUAAUCACUGCAAAUAUAUAGUAUGGCAGGGAGGAUCAGAGCAUAAGUAACAACGCUGUGGCGAGAUGUGGAGCUAAUGAGCGUUAUUCUUUUAUCUGCACCCAUUUUAUCAAAAUAAUAUACAAUUAUACCUUGCACUUUUGUGACAGCUAUACAGGAGCCUAAUGGUUCAGUAUUUAAAUAUGAAUGAUAUCAUCAUAGAGAAUACGCUGGCAAUUGAAUCUGAUUUUAACAACACCAAUUUGACUUAGAUUUUGUUUUUGGGGGGUCGGAAUGACAGAAUUCUGCAACUUCCCAAAGUCUAGGAGUUUUAAGCAGAAAGGAAUGCCAAGAGCCUCUUCACAUCACAUUAUCCCUGUCAUAGUGCACACUUGUACUCCGUGUAAAAUAUUUCUGGGUUAAACUUUUAUGGUCAGAAUUUGUGACUUGGCUAUUUACAGAUAUUAUCUAAAAAAAAUAUAUAUCAUUACAGAUGAAGGUUUUCCCGUUUUUAUGUAGCUCCAAACAUUUUCGAUACAUUUACUGGAAAUGUGUGUGUGUGUGUGUGUGUGUGUGUGUGUGUGUGUGUGUGUGUGUGUACAAUCCGUAAACAGUAUUGAUUUUGAUACAAACUGUCUGACACAAAACUGUAUUUCUAGGCUCCAGUGCGCAGAUCCAAAGAACAAAUGGUUGGUUGUUGGAUCUUAACAUCGGGUCCAAUCGCUUUAAGUGCCAAAAUUGGAAGACUGGCAUAUUGUAAUGGUAGGUGUAUGUUCCUAGGAGUAGAACGUUCUUUCUUGUAUUCUAAAAAGCAAAAAUUUCUUCAUACUUACCGCAAUGCUUCUUACCUUCCAUGGCAGCAUUACACUUGGGUUGCCGCUCCUCCCUCAGCUACUUAGCACUCACUACUUACUGUAUAGUAAGUAAAGUAACUUCUUGUAAAAGUAUAUUGUGUUUCUUUAUUGGGUGGUGGUGCCUUUUUUUCUAUGUAUACCCUUUGAAAGCUUCCAAAUAUAAUCACACCUUCCAACAUUUCAAAUAGACAAACGUAGUGAGUGGGGGUAUGGUCAGAGGCAGGGCUGUUCUGAGAAAAUGUAGGUGACUUACUGAUAACGAUUUAUGCAAAUAAAAGUUAAUUUAGAACCAGAACAAUGUAUUGUAUUUACUCAGACUGAUUUCUAAGAACAUUUAUUGUAUUUAAAGACACAUUACUGUGACUAUUAGUGCUGUGGAGCUCUGUUAUACACUCAGACACAUUAACAGUAUGGAGAUCCUAGAUAGGGACACUUGGGAGGUAUGAAAUAUUUUCAGUAUGUGAUACAAAACUACUGUAUUAUAGUUGGUAAACAUUGGAGGCAAACUAUUUUUAUUGUCAUCUUGGCUAUGUUUCUGUAUAUUUAUGUUAUGCAUUGGUUGACAGUGGUGUAUGGAAUUUGAGCCAUGCAAUUUUAGAAUUCUCUUUUUGAUUAUUAUUAUUUUUAAAGCGCCAACAAAUUCCACAGAGCUGUGCAAUAGGUGUUCUAACAGAGAAGUAUUUGCAACAAGAAGAGUUGGACACACAGGAAUAGAAUGCAGCUGAAUACAGAAUCUGUGACGUUUAACUGAAAUAUAGCUGUGUGAAUUGGAGCUGUUGUUUUUGAGCUUAUAUUUAGCUGUGGAAGUUCCAGUGCCAUGUGUAUCAAUAGAACAUGUAUGACAAAUUCAGCAUCUGCCCAAUUCAACUAAUUUAUAGUUGUGUGGAUUGUUCUGAGUUUCCGUGCAAUGUGUGAGCAAAAGAACAGUUAUGAUUACCUGGAGCUUAAGGUAAAAAUUGGUUCCAUGUAAACAUGUUCUACUAAAGUUGUAUAAAAUGGUUCUAUAAAAACAUGUUAAUGUGAGAAGAUAAGAAAGUCCACAGUAAUUUUAAUGAUUUUAUGUAUUUUUUUUUUUUUUUUUUUUUUUUUUAACCAUACACCAUUUAUCUCUAAAAUGUUAUUUUUAGGAGAAGCUAUUCCAAUUUAUGCAGAGAUUGAAAAUGGUUCAUCUCGCUUGGUGGUCCCAAAUGCUGCCAUUUACCAAACUCAAAAAUUCUUCAACAAUGGCAAGUCAAGGACAUUUCGGCACAUGGUAGCCAGUGUUAGAGGCAACCACAUUGCUUCUGGAAGUACAGAGCUAUGGAAUGGAAAAAUGCUUAAAAUUCCACCUGUCACUCCUUCAAUCCUAAACUGCAGCAUUAUCCAAGUGGAAUAUUCUCUAGCAGUGAGUAUGUUGCUUAAUAUAGGAAGUAAAAUAGCGGCUAUCAGUAUUUCUGAUAUAGUAACAAAAUGUUAUUUCUGAUUACUGAGCUUGUGUUGUUAGUCUAGUACAAUGUUAUUAUUAUUGGUAUUUAUACAGCGCCAGCUUAUUCCGUAGCGCUUUACAUUAAAAGGGGAAUUUAAAUGAGACAAUAAUGAAACGUUACAGGAACAAUAGAUAGAUGAGGACCCUGCUCAAACAAGCUUACAGUCUAGAGUCUACAUGCAAUAAAUGAGACUCUGUAAAAUUAGCACAAUAUUGCAAUUGUAAAAUUAGUAAUCAUAUAGACUACUAAAACUGUAUAUGCUAAAUUUCCUUAUCCGUGAGUUAAUUAUUUUAUAAGAGGCACUUUCUUGUUCAUGCUGGAUAGUGUCCAAUCAAUUUCUUCAUAAAAAUGCAUUAUGCAUAUGUUUAGAACAUAUGGACCAUAUACAAAUCGAUAUGGGUAAAAAAAAUAUAUAUAUAUUUUACUGGAUCUCUUACAAGUUUGUAGGAUCUAAAAUAAAAUAUUCAUACUGUGAUGGGAGGUAUCCUCUGAUAGUGCAGACAAGUAUCCAGGUUUGAAAGAUUUGUUGCUUCUUCCUGUGGAGUUUUGGUUUCUAUUUUCUUUGUCUAAUCUCACAUUGGAGGCUGCUUGUCUGUAGCAGGAAAUAAACAGAGCUGGAGAUAAGAACUAUGAUAAUGAACAGAUAUUUUUCAGGAAGUGUUGCGGGAGGUUGUUUUAGUGUUUUUGAUGCUUAGGCUGAUCCUUUGAGUCUUAUGGUUUUGUGGGGGUUUUCUUUCCUUUUGUAGGUGUAUAUUAAUAUUCCUGGUGCCAAGAGGCUGAUGGUAGAACUGCCUUUAGUUGUCGGUACAAUCCCAUUCAAUGGGUUUACCUAUAGAAACUCAAGUGUUGCCAGCCAGUUUCCUGUCGACAUGAGCUGGCUUGCCAUGACACUGCCAGAUCAACCAGAAGGUAGGAAAGCGUCAGAUGUCUUUCUCUGUAAAAAUGAAAUUCUAUACUAUGUUCUACUUUAAAGGAUAACCUUGUGAAGCGUAUAAAGGAAUGAAAGUAGCUGUUCUAGAGAUUAUUGACAUAAAUAAGUCAUAUUGCCUUGGUUUUAUUGUCUCUUCCAGCACCACCAAACUAUGCAGACAUAAUGACUGAGGAAGAUCUUUCCAGAAACGCAACCUUUGGUACAACAUAUGAUGACUUGGCAAACCUGUUUCAAAGCCCCCCAUUUUUUGCAAUGCAGGAGUUCCUGUUCCAGCCUCCACCCCUUUAUUCUGAGGUAAAUGGCACCCUCUAAUUUAGGAUAUAUGGUUGCACUUUGUUUACAUUUACGUAUCCUCUGUUUGCAACAUUUAAAUUAUCUUGUGAACUUUUGAGCAGCAGGCAAUCAUUCUCAUAACUGAAAGAAUAAAAGGCCUAGAGAGAGAAAAAAAAUAGGGUAAUAAGUGUACCUAUAACGACAGGGAAGGCAUAGGCAGGUUAUGUAAUUGGCAAAUAACUUAAUAACCGGCUCUCCUCCAUAGAAAGGAAAAAGCUCCUCCAAAAAAUUGCCUCUAUGCAAAUGUCACAUCACAGCUGGGGCAUCAAAGGGAGGAGCAUAAGAUUAGCUCUGACUUGUUUCGUGCCUUUACUGCCACUUCAUUAAAGAUAACUUUGAUGAAGUGCCAUCAAAGGCAUGAAAUGCAAAAGGGUUGAUCUUCUGUUUCUCCCUUUGCAUGUCCCAGCUGUGAUGUGAAACUUGUGAAGCAGUUAAAGUAAAAGUGUCAAUGAUGUGAUAUUUUAUCUCCAUUGUUUCCAUUUUGCUGUAAUCCAGCAAGGUUAAAGAACACUAAGGGCACCAUAACAAUUUAAUCUUGUUUUAGUUGAUGCAUUCCGCCUAUCACUGGAGCAUGUUCACUAUCUGGACCACUUUGUGGGUUAAACAGUUUAGAGCGGCACUGUCAUGCCGAACUUACCUUUCCCCAAUCGAUUCCUCUUCUCUCCCUCUCUCAGGAUCUGUUACUCAUUUCUUCCUGUCUGCUCUAGUUUUCUUUUAAAAAUUAAGACAACGAAGGGACUGUUUCUCUUCUGGAGGUUUCCUACGCCAUGACCAGCGGAGGAGCAAAGUGUGCUUCGUUUCCGGUGGUCAGAGCAAUUUUCCCAUAAUCCUUAGCUUUCCUCCCUGUUCCCGCGAUGCUUCCUGUCCGUAUUGCCGAACGUCCUGUCACUUAGACAGAACGCCAGCAAAACUGCCGAAUUGUGUCCUAACAGAAUGAGAACAGUUUCUCCAUUCGUGUUAGAAUGCAAUUCAGGACUUUGUUCGGAUCGCAAUUUCAUUAGAAUGAAUGAAACUCCGAUCCUAUUCGUGCUGUGGCUGCAUCUUGCAGCCGCUUAGUAGAAAACUCCCUAAUUCCCACAGUAAGAUCAGAGUGCUCUGUGUCAUUUUACACAGCGUGGGAAAGUUCUUUGUAAUUUUCCACGCUGUGUAAUUUGACUCAUAACAAAGUUCCAAACAACGUUCCUACGCUGUGUAAAAUGACACAGAGCACUCUGAUUGGUUAGAUUCCAAGCCCCCCAAUCAGAGUGUUAUGAGUCAAAUUACACAGCGUGGGAAAAUUACAAAGAACUUUCCCACGCUGUGUAAAAUGACAAAGAGCACUCUGAUUGGCUUAAACCAACCAAUCAGAGUGUUCUUAGCCUAAUUGCAGGGUGGGGCAAGGCUUUAUAAGCCUUCCCUGCCCUGCAGAGCACAGAUUGCGCGGAGCCCUCCAUGGGUAGAGAUGGAUUUUUUUUUUGGUUUUUUUUGCAUCAGGUUUUUUCUUUUUUGUGCUUGCAUUUUUUAUUUUAUUUUAAGUUCGACGGGUAUGAUGUUUUUUUUUUAAUUUGGCCUUUUUUGCGGCUUAAAAAUUAAGAUUUUAGAAGAAAGAAGACCUCAAAUAGUAAGUUUUUUGUUUUUAUUUACAGGUUAGUUAUUUUAUUCCCUCCUCACUAUUUUUACGGUGAGGGGUGUAGGAAGAGGAAAGCUUUUAUUUGGGGUGGGGGGGGGUGACUAGGGUCUUGGGGACCCCUAGUCACCUUGGAAGGGGGGUUUCAUUUAGGGCCACCGUUUAGGGGUGGGGGCCGGGGGGAAGGACAGUAGAUCCCACCCCCCACAUUCUUAUUUAUGGCCCCCACCCACCCACCGCUCAGGGGUGGGGGCCGGGGGAGGAGGAUGACAGUAGACCCCCCCCACACUAAUUGUUAUUUAGGGCCCCCACCCACCGCUCGGGGGGGGGAGGACAGUAGGUUCCCCCCCACCACCACCACUAUUGUUAUUUAGGGCCCCCACCCACCGCUCAGGGGUGGGGACUGGGAGGGGAGGACAGUAGGUCCCCCCCCUCCCCCCCCCCACUCAUUGUUAUUUAGGUCCCCCCCCUCAUUGUUAUUUAGCGUCCUCACCCACCGUGCAGGGGUGGGGGGAGGACAGUAGGUCCUCCUCCCACGUUCUUAUUUAUGGGGAAUAGAUUUUUCUUUAUUUUAAUUUUUUUUACAUUGGGCAGCCAGACAUGCCCCUACUUGCGGUAUAGCGAGCAGAGGCUGAAUUUACUAAUACUAAGUAAUCUUUACUUAGUAUUAGUAAAUGUGGCUGAAAGACCAAUUUAGGUGUUUCAGUCUUUUGGUAGAUAGCUCCCUAAUACCAUGGGAAUUAGGGAGUUAUCUACUAAGCGGCUGCAAGAUGCAGCCACAUCAUGAAUAGGAUCGGAGUUUCAUUCAUUCUAAUGAAAUUGCGAUCCGAACAAAGUCCCGAAUUGCGUUCUAACACGAAUGGAGAAACUGUUCUCAUUCUGUUAGGACGCAAUUCGGCAGUUUUGCCGGCGUUCUGUCUAAGUGACAGGACGUUCGGAAAUACUAACAGGAAGCAUCGUGGGAACAGGGAAGAAAGCUGAGGAUUAUGGGAAAAUUGCUCUGACCACCGGAAACGAAGCACAAUUUGCUCCUCCGCUGGUCAUGGCGUAGGAAACCUCCAGAAGAGAAAUAGUCCCUACUUUGUUUUAAUUUUUAAAGGAAACUAGAGCAGACAGGAAGAAAUGAAUAACAAAUCCUGAGAGAGGGAGAGAAGAGGAAUCGAUUGGGGUAAGGUAAGUUCGGCAUGACAGUGCCGCAUUAAGUUUCACCCCCUUAAGAAAAGACAGUCAGGAUCUCCAGAUACAAUAACAACUCAAUUGAAAUAAAUUAUUUUGAUGCUUGGAGUGUUCCUUUAAGCAGCUGCAAUGACCGGACAAUCCAAUAUGGCACCAGCUCUACAUGCUGACCAGGGUUAUAUGGUGGGGCAACAUUCCCAUCAAAAGAAUAAACUGUCUUUAAUAAAUUAAUAUUAUUUGUAAAGUAUUACAGUAAGCUGUAUGAUUGCUAUAUCAGGUCUUGUGGUUGUUUCUAAUAUAUUGACCAGGCUCUACUAUAAAUGUUUUUGAACAAAUAUGCAUUUUCUAUACAUAGGUUGAUCUACAUCCCUGCCCCACAAUGGAAAGACAAAUUGCCUCAUUUACAUUAGAAGAGUGACAACUGAAAAAAAGUUUCUUCAUCUGCACAUUUAUCCACUGGAAAUAUGUUUUUAUAAAUGUGUAGUUUCAUAAGUUGCCUGUACAGAACAUGUGUCCAUAAAAACUCUGUGAAGAAGGG